AUGAUUAAAAUAUUAGCUCAAAUCAAAGAGUUGGUUGAAAGAAUCGAUAAUGAGGAGAAAUCAAUUGGACCAACAGUAACAGACUUGAAACAAUUUGAAAAGACAUUCAACAAUGUAAAGAAAUUGAUAGAUUUACAAUCACAAUUGAAAAAGGUGGAAGCUGCUCCAAUGAGUGAACAACAGGUAGUCGAUUCAUUCACCAAGUGGUUGUCGGAUAAUGGAUGCAAGGAGGCAUUUGACAAGGUCAAGAUUGUCCGUGGAUUGACCGAGGGUAGUGGAUUGGUCGCAUUGGGUGACAUUGGAGAGGGUGACGAGUUUAUCGCUGUGCCAUCCAAGUUGUUUAUGACUCAAGAGACUGCAAUCAAGUCGAUUGGAGAAAAGGUGAUUCGUGAGCCAUUGUUCCGAUACAUCCCAUCGCUCUUAUUGACCGUACACCUCAUUCAGGAGCAAUUGAUUAUGCCAAAGUCUUUCUGGGCACCGUAUAUCCGUAUGUUGCCACGUACAUACCGCACCAUUCUUCAAUUUACAAUGGAUGAUUUCCGCGCACUCUUGGGAUCAGCAGUGCUCGAAGAGGCCAUUUCAACAUACCGUAAUACUUUGCGUCAGUACUGCUUCCUCUACGACUUUUUCAACAAGACACCUGAUAACCCCAACGACUCUACCAAGAUCAAGUUGACCCUCGCUGCCGGUGGCGACCAAUCUGUCUACCACGACAAGCUCCACGUCCUCGAAGAACGCGGUAUGGGUGCCUCUAUGAACAUCACUCUCGAAAAGAAACCAUCCCAAUCACUCCCUGACCCUCUCAUCCCAUUCUUCCGUGUCGUCGCACUCACCAAAGACGAGUUGGCAACCGUCGCUCCCAAAUACGACGACAGCACCCAACACAACCAUACCCCACAAGACGCUGCCUAUUUCCGUCCAUACCUCAACGAAAAGGCUUACGAAAUACUCAAUGAAAAUAAUGAAGCUGCCGCUUACAAAUUGGCAAUUGAUUAUCUAAGAAAGAAAUUAAAUACUUAUUCUCAUUCAAUUAAUGAUGAUGAAGAAGCAUUGGCAAAGAAUCCAAGUGACUGGAACAAAUAUUUAAUUUAUCUAAGACUCUCUGAAAAGAAAAUUAUUCAACAAUAUAUCAAUACUUUGACAGAUAUUGUCAACACUGGUGUAAUGCAAGCAGACUUGCCCAAAAAUAUUUCAACUCCACCACCUCCACAACCAGCUCACGGUCAUUCACAUGGUGGUAAACCAUGUCACGGUCAUGGUGGAAAUGAUGCUCAUGGACACGGUGGUAGUGGAAAUGAAUCAUCAUCACAUGGACAUUCUCAUGGUGCCGCUCCACAACAACAACAACAACACGGUCAUUCUCAUGGUGGUCAACCAUGUCAUGGUCAUGGUGGAAAUGAUGCUCAUGGGCAUUCUCACGGUGCUGCUCCAUCUGCUGUUCCAUCACAACCACAACAACAACAACAUGGUCAUUCACAUGGUGGCCAACCAUGUCAUGGUCAUGGUGGAAAUGAUGCUCAUGGACACUCACACGGUGGAAAUUAA
Messenger RNA from Cavenderia fasciculata, 1545 nucleotides. RefSeq names its product SET domain-containing protein. Bases 1 to 1545 code for a protein of 514 amino acids. NCBI's taxonomy places the organism in Eukaryota, Evosea, Eumycetozoa, Acytosteliales, Cavenderiaceae. Gene Ontology annotation, molecular function: protein-lysine N-methyltransferase activity. Gene Ontology annotation, biological process: peptidyl-lysine monomethylation; peptidyl-lysine trimethylation. The transcript is spliced from 4 exons. The record is from RefSeq and is a predicted model, not a curated record.